GGAGCUGCGGGAGGUGCACUGCAGAGGGAGCCCGGACAACCCAGGUGAUGACCUGAAAAAAUCAUGUCUGAGGUCCAGGGAACGGUCGAGUUUUCUGUGGAGCUACACAAAUUCCAUAAUGUGGACCUCUUCCAGAGAGGGUAUUACCAAAUAAGAGCUGGACUGAAAAUCCCAUCAAGGAUUCCCCACAGGCUGUUUGCUACGAUUGCAGGACAGACUGGUGAUUCCAGCCUUUGCUCAGCCUGUGUUCAUGAAAACAACGUUUACAGCAGAAUAUUUCAGAUUUUGUACAGAAAUGAAGAGAUUAUUCUCAAUGAAUCAAUGAACUUCAGAGUGCACCUGCUUCUGGAUGGAGAAAGGGUGGAAGAUGCAUUGAGUGAGGCAGAUUUUCAGCUCAAGUUGGACCUGCACUUUACUGAUAGUGAACAACAGCUGAGAGACGUUCCAGCGAUCCCCAUGAUCAGCAGCCGUACCCUGUGCCUCCACUUCCACCCUCGGAGAGGUCUGCACCAUCAUGUUCCUGUCAUGUUUGACUAUUUCCACCUGUCAGUGAUAUCUGUCACAGUGCACGCCUCACUGGUAGCAUUACACCAGCCUCUGAUCAGUUUUGCCCGUCCAGGGAAAGGUUCAUGGCUUGGUAAAGGCAACCUGGAGGUGGGACCAGACCAGUCCAGUAUGUCAUUAGAAAAUCUAGUGUUUGGAGCUGGCUACUGCAAACCCACUUCUUCAGAGAGUAGUUUUUAUGUCCCAUCUGAAAACUGCAUGCAGCAUGCAUACAAAUGGCAUAAGGACCUCUGUCUUCUGCUCUUGAAUGCUCAAAGAGGACUUCACAUGUAUUACAACCUCAUAAUGAAAGAAAUUCCAGAUUUACCACAGCUCAAGUUGGAGGAGCUAUCUCCAGAAGAGACGCUAUCUCAGCUUUGUAUGGAGCUGCAGCUGCUGAGCAAUCCAGAGAAGAUAGCAGAACAGAUAAGCAAGGACCUUGCCUGGCUUUGCUCCCACCUCCUGACCCUGUGGACCCAGUUCCUGGAGGUGGCAACACUCCACCCAGAAGUAACAGCGUAUCUGACUCAGGAACAUCACAUGCUAAGGGUGAGGAGAUUCUCAGAAGCCUUCUUCUACACCGUGCACCAGAAAGAAGCUGUGCUCACAUUCCAGGAAGGCUUGAUUCAAAGUCAUGGACAGAUUUCUACAGAAAUUCGUAAUUCAGAGUAUUUCACCAGCAUGCCCCCACUCCCAGCAGAAUGCCUCGACAUAGAUGGGGACUGGAACACACUUCCAGUUAUUUUUGAAGAUAGGUACAUGGAUAUGCCUUGCAAAGCUGAGAAUUUAGAAGUUUUCCCAGACUUUGAGAUGCCUGUGAAUACUCAGAUGGAUGUAAUAGAUGCUAACGAAGAUUUUGCAUCUAGUGAUUCCACUGCAGUAAUGAAAGGAGACUUUGGGAAAGGUUCUCUGCUGAUACACACAGAUAGGAUAAUUGUGAAUCCCUCCUGCAUGCACAGUGGUACUGCAGGUGCUGCUUAUACAGUUAAGGGUUUAAACCAGCACUCCACAUCUCAGGUAUGUACAGUGAACAAAGAAGGCCAAAGGAAACGUGAAAAUAUUUUCCUUUCAAGUAAGGGAACUACUUCUGACUCAGAGCCAGGCAAUACAGAAUGCACAUCAGAAGACUUUGAAACACCUGAGGAAGUGUUAUUAAAGGACAACAGACUUCCAGUGGAUGUUACCUGUGGAAAUACAAAACCUAGCAAUAAGGAUUCCCACAAAAGUGAGCCCAUGUUAAUUGUCAGUGGUCAGCAUGAUUGUGGAUCAUGUGGAACUGAUGGCUUGGAAGGCAGGACUGAAUUACAUAAACCAGAUGAAUCUGGUCAUCCUGAGAAUAAUUUAACUUCAUCUGAGCUUGCACUGAAUGAAUUAACCAGUCUUGAAAAACCAGGAGACCCCGACACCAAAGCUCUGCUCCCAGUUUUGAAAGCUUUGCCCACACACAGCUUUGAAGUGAAAUUGUUCCCAAAGGAGCAACGAGGUGAGGAGAGUGAAGAUUUUACUCAAAUGUCUGGGAUUAUCAAAAGAUCCUCCUCUCUAAUCUCUGACUCCGGCAUCGAAAGCGAGCCGAGCUCAGUGGCGUGGUCUGACGCUCGCAGCCGGGUGCUGGAGCUGCCCAGUGACAGGGAGAUCCUGCACCCCUUGGUCCGGAGGCACGGAACCCAUCGGAAUUCCUUGGAGGGUGGCCACACAGAAAGCAACGCCAGCUUGCCCAGUGGGAUCCAAGCGUCGCUCACAUCCAUCAGCUCUUUGCCCUUUGAGGAAGAGGAGAGGGAAGUGGAGCUCAACAAACUGACGAAAUCUGUCUCAGCUCCUCAGAUCAGUAGCCCAGAAGAGCCUGCAGAAGAUGUGGAUAUAUCCAAGCAUGGUGAAGCAACCUCAGGAGAUUCAGGAGGAAACUUAAAAAGUUGCACGGAAACAGCAGGUGAAAAUGGAAAAUCAGUCGUGGACUUUUCUGAGUGUCAAAUCCCCACGGAAAGUGGAAAACAUGAACCAAGAGGACAUUCAAACCCCUCCAUCAAACACAGUAGCAGUAACACUGAGUUACAAGGGGAAGAGGAGAAAGAAGGUUUUCCAGUGACGUACUAUAGUUUGGAAAAUGAAAAACCACCCAGUUAUCCAAAGCAGCUCCCAGAGUGCCAGUCACUGGAGAGCAAUGGUGAAUGCAGCUUAAAAACACCAAGGGCUUGUAAUUACUUGAACAAAAAUAUGGAUAAGCUUGAUACGUGCACUGAGGAUCCAAAGGAUAAACUUACACCAGACACUUUAAAAACACAACGAGACUUUUACUCCAGUAGCAGAAUUUCAGGAGAGGAGAGCUUCUCACAAGGCAUAAAGCUGGUACCAGAUUUUUGCUAUCCUGUUCCAGCUUCUUCAGAGACCUCAACUGAAUUUGGCUCUACACAAGGAGAGUGUGGUAGCUCUCUUGCUGAUGAGAGCCCUGCAGUGUAUUCAGAAAUGCAGGGGUUACAAGAAAUUGAGCUCAACGACUCUCCUGCCUCAGCAGAACCUGCCAUAGGCUCCUGCCAAGCUGGAUAUUCCCAGGAACCCAAGAGUCAAGAACAUGAUCUCGUAGCUAAUGGCACUGGGUUUCAUUUGGCCACAACGGAUGGAGUAGCCCUGGAAAGCAGAAAGGCUGUGGAUGUGGUUAACCUGUCUGUCUCGUGCACAGCCACUUGUCUUCCUUUUUCUUCUGUGCUCAAAGAGACCCCUGCCAUGGUUGGGUUCUCUGCAAAGCAGGCUGCAUCCCCCAUCACACGCCAGCCACUGGGCUCUUUCGGAGUUGUCUCUUCCAAUUCAGAGGAGAUGGCUGCAGAGACUAACGAAAGGAUGCUGAAUUUUUAUCAGGCCAAAGAAAAAUUUAAAAAAGAAAUGAAGAUUGAAGGAUUUCUGUACAGUGACUUAUCUGUACUAGCUUCUGAUAUCCCAUAUUUUCCACCAGAGGAAGAGGAAGAAAAUUUGGAAGAUGGAAUUCACCUGGUUGUCUGUGUCCAUGGAUUGGAUGGUAACAGUGCAGAUUUACGGCUGGUAAAGACUUUUAUAGAACUGGGACUCCCUGGUGGAAAACUGGACUUCCUAAUGUCUGAAAGAAAUCAGACUGAUACUUUUGCUGAUUUUGAUACAAUGACUGACCGAUUAUUGGAUGAAAUCAUUCAGCAUAUCCAGUUGUACAACCUCUCCAUAUCCCGAAUAAGUUUUAUUGGACAUUCCCUUGGUAACGUCAUCAUUCGAUCUGUACUAACUCGCCCCAGGUUUCGCUAUUACCUCAACAAGUUACACACCUUCUUGUCCCUCUCUGGGCCUCACCUGGGAACCCUUUACAACAACAGUACUUUGGUUAGUACAGGUCUGUGGCUCAUGCAGAAGUUGAAGAAGUCAGGGUCACUUUUGCAGCUGACCUUCAGGGACCACGCAGACCUGCGCAAGUGUUUCCUCUACCAGCUCAGCCAAAAAACAGGUCUUCAGUACUUCAAAAAUGUUGUGUUAGUGGCCUCACCCCAAGACAGAUAUGUACCCUUUCAUUCAGCAAGAAUAGAAAUGUGCAAAAAUGCAGUUAAGGACAGACAUACAGGUCCUGUUUAUGCAGAAAUGAUUAACAACCUGCUCCAGCCCUUGAUUGGAGCAAAGGACUGCACUUUGAUCAGACACAACGUGUUCCAUGCUCUGCCAAACACCGCCAACACAUUAAUAGGCCGGGCUGCCCACAUUGCUGUGCUGGACUCUGAACUUUUCCUGGAGAAGUUCUUCCUUGUGGCAGGACUCAACUACUUCAAAUAGUGCCUGAAGCACAGGGUAACAGAAGCAAACCUUUUCACUGAAUGGAGGAGAAUCCCUUGGCCAAGAGAGUGCAGUGUUAGAAAUGAGAUCAGGUGGGACUUUCAAACUUUCCAUUUCUGUUUCAGAGAAUAAAGUUCUAUGGCUUCAAGGCAUUCAAACUUCCAAAUAUUGGUGCUUUUGGAAGAAAUAAAUAAUCCUUUUCAGUU
Molecule: messenger RNA, 4529 nt
Organism: Apus apus (common swift)
Lineage: Eukaryota; Metazoa; Chordata; Aves; Apodiformes; Apodidae
Gene: FAM135B
Product: family with sequence similarity 135 member B
Exons: 20
Coding region: 64-4323 (1419 amino acids)
Source: RefSeq, a predicted model, not a curated record